CCUGCGCCGUGACGUAUGCCGAGCGCGGCCGGAGUGCGCCCCGGCGGGCGGGAGAGGAGCUGGGCGCCGGUUGGGGCCGCGGGGUAGAAGGCGAGCCGGAGGAGAGGGGCGGGUGUGAGUGGCUCCCCCGGGCACGGCUCCGAGCAGAGGUUUACUGACGGAAACCAAGCGUUACCAAUGGGGACCGUGCCCGGCCUCAUAGGAGAGGGACAUUACGCUCCCCUCCAGCACAGAGUACUGGCGGACCAACACCAGAAUCAUGGUCCGCAUCCGAUCAGCCUUGGGCCUGGGCUGUCCCACUCUUGCAGACAGACUCACCUGCACCAGUAGCCCCCCAGUAUCGAGUAGCACUCACUCACCACACUAUUGCAGAACCUAAAGGCAAUAGAGGAGCAGCUGAGAAGCAUGCAUCAAACUCCAUGAGCCACACGUGGUGCCAGGCCAGAUGUCUUCUCUCAUCCCCUUCACCUCAAACACAAACCAUCCUAUUAUCCAGUUUUCCUGUUGCCUGAGAACAAAAUGCACCUGCCUGAAGCAGCCGACUGAAACUAGUCUUUGGCAAGAUGGACAAUUAUGUAAGUGUGGGAAUUUACUCAAAAGAAAUGGCCAUAACUACAAAAGGCAUCCUCACCUGAAGAAGUCUUCAGUGUAAUCAAAAAGGCAGUUCAUGGCUUGGGGAUUCUUCUGGACUCUGCUUCUUCUGGGUACACAAAUAACUAUAAUGGUUAGAAAUGCCUCUUAUCAGCUCCAGCUGCCCAGGGGAUGCAUUCAGUCCUAUUGUAUAGAAAUUGGGCCAUGCUGAUGUAUUCCAAUGCAUUGUACCCGGGGUUGAAAGUAAAGGCUUUACACUCUAGCUGGUCAAACAUGGAGUGACUUGUCUACUAACAUAGGAUGGGUGAUAACACGCACAGCAAUCCAAUGCUCCAAAACCUACAGUGACUCCCUGUCCAAAACUAGAUUCAGUUCAAAAUCCUGGUCUUGAUCUUCAAAUCUCUGAGUGAGGGAACCCAGAUGAUCUCAGGCAUUUUUCUCUGUGAUUUAUUACAGCAAUUACAUUUACAAGGGAUGAGGUCAGUAGCAAGGAUUACACUUGCUGCAGGAGCAAGAGGCUGACUAAUGGCUGUGGAAUGCCUUUCCAUUAAAAAUGGUAAUGACCAGGGGUUUGCAACUUUCAGACACAAAUAUUGUUUCAGCUAACACAGGUAAAGACUUAAAAAGGUUUCUCUAUAUCCAUAUAUAAUGUGACAUCAAGAAACAUAUAUCUCAAAUGGUCCAAGUUUUCAGGAGCCUUUUCCUACAGAAUCACAGCAAUCCCCAUGAACACAGUAGGCCACCCUUUGCUGGCGCACUUCAAUGAUGUUCCAGUUAUAGGCGUUCUUACUUUACUAACUCCCAACACUGUCCACACUGUAAAAGUGGAAGCCAUUGAUAAGAAUGGAAUUAUCCUGGCAGAAGCACAAACUAUGCAGUUAACAGCUCCUGAGAUACCUGCUAUUGACCAAGCUUAUUCAAAACUGAGCAACAGUAUCACAGUGGAAUGGGCAGCUGUUCCUGGGGCUACCAGUUAUUUACUGACUGCACAGGACGGAGAGUCUUUCAUUGAAACUAUAGUCAUAAAUUCACCAGGCACAGUGACAGGAUUGAAGGCUGCUACAUUGUACAAAAUCACCAUCAGAUCUAUAAACUCUGGAGGAAGAAGCCUACCUUCGCCUUCAAAGAAGGCAAAGACAGUCUUGGCUGCUCCGGUCCUGUCUGUAAGUUCUCCAAGUUACGACUCCAUAGUGGUGAGCUGGGGAGCUGUAUAUAUGGCAGUUGGAUUCUCUGUGUCCAUCAUGAGAUCAGAUGGUUUAGGCAGUAUGACGAAAGAGAACACCACCCAUACCUCCUUGGUAUUUACCAGUCUAGAUCCAGGAACUCUCUAUACCAUCAAGGCACAUGCCUGGAAUGUUAAUGGGAUACCUGGAGAUGAUUUCACGUACAACCAAAUAACAAGUCCUCAUGCACCAUCAGAUGUUCAAGUUGCUUUUGAUAGUGGAACUUUGAGGGCCACUGUUUCUUGGAUACCGACAGAGGGAACUUUAAAUUACAGUGUGACAGCCAGCAGUGGAGCCUCCAAACUGAACUGUAGCACAUCUUCCACUUCCUGCACUUUGUCUUCACUCCAGUGUGGUUCUGAAUACUCUGUUUAUGUCAUAGCAAAUAAUGGUGCUGGAUCCAGUAAACCUACAGAUGCAGUGAGUUUAAAAACUGUCCCUUGUGCACCAGGAAGUAUAACAAUAGAAGAGGACAACCCUGGUAAAUUGUCAGUCUCAUGGUCUAAUGUAGAUCUUGGAGAUUAUUAUGUGGUUUUUGUGAAAAGCGAUGAUGGCUUGGAAGUGCACUGCAACACAUCCCAUACCCAAUGCCACUUCCAAUCAGAUUGUGGUUUCACUUACUUCAUUAGUGUCUUCGCAUAUAACAAGGCAGGACAGAGUCCUUUAGGGGAUGUACUCAAUUAUACUACUGCACCUUGUUGCCCCAGUGACUUUUACCCAGUGUUUGUGUCCAGUGAUACAGUUGAGAUUGUCUGGUCUCCUGUCCGUGGUGCUGAAAUGUAUGAAACAAAAGCUGUUGAUGGAGUUGGUGUAGUAUUGUGUAAUGACACUGCCACAAUUUGCAUCCUGUCUGCAUUGCAAUGUAACACCCAAUAUAACAUCACUGUGUAUUCUUACAGUGAAAUCAGGGGCAGCAAUACAUCAUGUGUAUCUAAAUAUGUGGCAACAGCUCCAUGCAGUCCUGAAAUAAAAAGCGUCUCACAGGAUGAUCUUUCCAUAAUUAGUGUACACUGGCAGGCCAAUAAUGAUGAAACUAUAUACACUGUUACUGCUAGAGGAGAGGCUGGAUUGUGGCGUUGCACAAGUUCCGGAAAUUCCUGUAGCAUAACUGAUCUUCCCUGUGGAUCAGUUUUCUCAGUUAGUGCUGUGGCAAUUACAACAGCAGGACAGAGCUUACCUAGUUACAGUGUCCCUUUAGAGACAGCUCCUUGUUGCCCUAAUGAUCUGACAGUAACUCAAGUGAUGCAGUCUAUAACAAAUAUCAGCUGGUCGGUUGGGGCUGGUGCAAAGACAUACAUAACAAUACUGGAAUCACCAAAAGGACCGGCCAAGUGCCACACACUUCAAAACCACUGUCUCCUGGGAUGCAUUACAUGUGGCACCACCUAUACAGUGUCUCUGAAAGUGAUUAGUGAAACUGGUUUGGCCUCAGACUGCACAUAUCAAGACUAUUCUUCUAGUGCUUGCUGUCCUUCUGGGGUGAAAUUAUAUAGAUUGCGCAAUAAUGGUAUCCGAAUAUACUGGCGAGCUUCUGCAGGGUUGAUAAAGUAUAGUACAGAUCUAUAUGGAUCAAAAGGCAAUUUCACCUGUACCCCUACUUCAGGUUUGAGUUAUUGUGAUGUCACCGAGAUACCUUGUGGGGAUGUCUAUACAGUGGUAGUUUCUCCAGUUCCUGAGAAAGGAUCAAAGCUUACAUUUUGCCCUAAAAAAAUAUAUUCAGUGACCUGCUCUGGAAGUUCUGUUGGAAUGGGUAUGAGAAUGCUGUCAGCAUUUCACCUCUCAUGAAAAUGGUGGUUCUAGUGAGAUAUGUUUCUCUUAGAAUGAAAAGUACUUUACUUUAAAAUAACAUUUUCUGGCAGGAGGACUCCCUUAAUUCUAUCAAAGAUAAAACAUUUACUCCCAACAUAAUAUGUAUUACAACGUCUGUAAGUUACAUUGUAUGAAACAUAUAUACCAUGGCCUAGAUAGAUCCUCAGCUAGAGCUAAGAAGCACACAGUAUGACUCAGGAGGGAGUGUGCAAAGAUGGAUUUGGUCCCCUCAUGUUGGGGCUGCUCUGUGCCAAUCCAGUCCUCCAGGGUAUGUUAGAACAGCCAGAAGGCUGCUGUUAAGUACAAUGCCUGCCAAAGGCCCCAAAGGACUCUUAUAACAGCCAGGGGUUGCUGAGGUCCAGGGGAAUCCUAGCCAUGUCCAUUUUCUCCUGGCCACAGCCCCUACUACAGUUGUAAGAGGGAGGUUGGCAAAGCAGCUGUAUGUCAGCUCUAGAAAACCAGAGGAUUCCUGAAUAUGGUAUUCACCCUGUGCAAAAAAUGACUUAAACCAGUGAGAGAAUCUGGCCUUACACAUCUAUCCAAGUGAGAUCCAUGAAAUUAACUGGAGACAUAACAGCACAGACACGUCAUACAUUUAUCUUGUGUCUGUUUGUCCAGUGCCC
Molecule: messenger RNA, 4246 nt
Organism: Caretta caretta (loggerhead turtle)
Lineage: Eukaryota; Metazoa; Chordata; Testudines; Cheloniidae
Gene: FNDC7
Product: fibronectin type III domain containing 7
Molecular function (GO): protein binding
Source: RefSeq, a predicted model, not a curated record